Messenger RNA from Physcomitrium patens, 2176 nucleotides. RefSeq names its product solanesyl-diphosphate synthase 1, mitochondrial. NCBI's taxonomy places the organism in Eukaryota, Viridiplantae, Streptophyta, Bryopsida, Funariales, Funariaceae. Gene Ontology annotation, biological process: ubiquinone biosynthetic process; isoprenoid biosynthetic process. Gene Ontology annotation, molecular function: prenyltransferase activity. The record is from RefSeq and is a predicted model, not a curated record. Gene Ontology annotation, cellular component: transferase complex.
GCUGCUGCUGUUUCUGCGAGACCCUUGUUUGUAUUUGCCUCGUCAAUUUUACAACCAGCAGUACUUGUGACAGUUUUUUCGCCGAGAUUCUGCGCGUGCUCGCCACGGAUCUGGCGCCGUCUUGCACACUGCAGAAAGCGCUUUCAUAUGCCACUCUAGGUUUAUUUUAUUUUAUUUUAUUUUUUCUCUCGAUCUCUCGGAGUCGAAUUGCGUCUCAUUCGGUGCCGGAUAUGGUCAUGUUCGUGGGUUUCGAAAUUAGAGCGUGAGCUGAGUUGCGGUUGUUUGGAGUAGAGGAAUUCUUCACCGCAGCCUGCGACUGUUGCUUUAUAUUUUUUGGUUCCUCUUUCGUUUGAGUUGGUUGGAGCUGGGAUCUGGGAGCUAGGAAAGAGGUUUUGGUGCUCACGGGAGAGGUUCGGUGACGAGCGGGGGUUUUGACGGUGCUCGGAGCAAUUGAAUGAUGCAGGCUGCAAGGGGCGGGCGCUACCUGGUCCGACAUCUAAAGGUUCGCCAAGUUUCCCCCCUUUUGAAGUAUGCUCCGUGGAAUACAUCGUUAUGCCAAGACGCAUUCGUGGAAUCCCCUUCAGUGUCGGCAUGGCAACCGACCUCCUCCUCCAGACAGUUUGGUGCUGUUCUAGGGUUGGAGCACCUGAACAGUAACAGUCAGAGAGGAUUUAUGUCGGCGCAGGAAAAGGUGGACCCAUUCUCGUUGGUUGCGGAUGAGUUGCAGGUUGUUGCCAAUCGGCUACGAUCAAUGGUGACUGCAGAGGUCCCAGUACUGGCAAUGGCAGCUGAAUAUUUCUUCAAGUUGGGGGUCGAAGGCAAACGGUUUCGGCCCAUGGUUCUACUUCUUAUGUCGACGUCUUUAAUGACGUCACCUUCGCAUGGACUGCAAGACUUGAUCUUCGAUGACCUACGAUUACGACAACAACGAAUUGCCGAGAUUACAGAGAUGAUUCACGUGGCAAGUUUGCUGCAUGAUGAUGUGUUGGACCAUGCAGAUACCCGGAGGGGCAUAAGUUCUCUGAAUCAUGUGAUGGGUAACAAGUUGGCAGUUUUAGCAGGUGACUUUUUACUGGCCCGGGCAUCAGUAGCAUUAGCAUCAUUGAGAAAUACAGAGGUCGUGGAGCUUCUAUCCCAGGUUUUGGAGCACUUAGUGACAGGCGAGAUAAUGCAGUUGUCUGUUGAAGACAAGGACAUGUCAAACAUGGAUUACUAUAUGCAAAAGACUUUUUACAAGACUGCCUCUCUUAUGGCAAAUAGCUGUAAAGCUAUUGCUGUACUAGCCGGCCAACCUGAAGACGUCGCCCUUCUUGCUUUCAACUAUGGGCGUCACUUGGGUUUGGCAUAUCAACUAGUGGAUGAUGCUCUCGACUACACAGGCACUACGAAAACUUUGGGGAAGCCUGCAUUGUCUGAUCUUGGGCAGGGCAUUGUGACAGCGCCUGUAUUAUUUGCGCUCAAGGAAUUUCCAGAGAUGUCCAAAUUGAUCCAGCGCAAGUUCAAAACAGUCACAGAUAUAAACCAGGCUGUUGAAAUGGUGAAGGAAAGCCGCGGCAUAGCCCAGACCCACGCGCUAGCUGCAGAGCAUGCGCGAAAGGCUGUAGAUGCAAUUGCCAACCUUCCCCCAAAUCCUUCAUUACACGUGCAACAAUGUCGUCGUGCAUUGAUAGAUAUAGCUCAUCAAGUAAUUACCCGCUCGAAGUAAACCUUAACUUCUGUAUUUCUAGUGUCAUUUGGUAAGGAACAUUCGUUUGCUCCGGUAGAAGCUGGUAGAGCAGUCGAGGUAUUAGAGCAUUUAUUCCUGGGAAUUGGUUUCUUGCUUCCGAGCUUCAGUUUCUGGAAGCAAUUGAACCCCAUGGUCCUCGUUAUGAAACACUCACUCUGUUGUGACACUCGACGUCAUAAAUUCAGUGUGACUAAGCACCUGGAACGAGACAGCAACGGUUCACCUAGACUAAAUCUAGGUCAUAUUUUACACUGAAGGCUCACAAUGUUUGUAGCCCCCAGUGUAGCACAUUCCGCAGAUAAUUAUUCCCCACGGUUUAUUAUCAACUCAAUACAGUGACUGUUGCUUGUUGCAACUCGAAACAUGCGUCGUUGGACCAUGAAUAUGUUGUGUAUUACAAUCAACAUCAAUGUCAUCGCCACUAGAGAAUUGAAAUGCUCGACUUAAGCA